This is a messenger RNA of Panicum virgatum (switchgrass), 1163 nucleotides long. Its product is annotated as germin-like protein 2-4. The transcript has 2 exons. Gene Ontology annotation, cellular component: cell wall. NCBI's taxonomy places the organism in Eukaryota, Viridiplantae, Streptophyta, Magnoliopsida, Poales, Poaceae. Bases 175 to 864 code for a protein of 229 amino acids. Gene Ontology annotation, molecular function: manganese ion binding. The record is from RefSeq and is a predicted model, not a curated record.
UAUAUAUGUAUGUACAAAGAUGGGAUCACUCGAUCGCCCUCCUCCCCAGGCAAAGCUGCAGCUGCAAACUAGCUGAUGCGAGACACCGGUGACCACGCACCGACGGGCAACGAGUGAGACCUCCGCAUCAACGACCAACCGCGAGCCAAGCGACGACCGACACAGUCACACAGGAUGGCGGCGCACCAUAUCCUCCUCUUGCUCGCCGCGCUGCUCCCGGCGGCGGCCACGGCGGACCCCGACGCCGUGCAGGACUACUGCGUGCCGGACGCCGCCGGGCGCGGGCGGCCCCUGGAGCUGGCGCUGCUGCCGUCCUACCCGUGCCGGAGCCCCGCCAACCUGACGGCGGCCGACUUCGCCUUCGCCGGCGUGCGCGCCGCGGGCAACUUCUCCGCGGACACGGGCUUCGCGGGGGUGUCCGUCACGCCCGCGCAGUUCCCGGCGCUGCACACCCUGGGCGUCUCCUUCGCCCGCGCCGACCUCUCCGCGGCGGGCGGGGUGAACCCGCCGCACUACCACCCGCGCGCCACCGAGACGGCGCUCGUCCUGGCGGGCCGCGUCUACGCGGGCUUCGUCGACUCCGGCGGCCGCAUCUUCGCCAAGGUGCUCGAGAAGGGGGAGGUCAUGGUGUUCCCCAGGGCCAUGGUGCACUUCCAGAUGAACGUCGGCGACGAGCCGGCCACGGUGUACGGCACGUUCAACAGCGAGAACCCCGGCAUCGUGCGCAUCCCGGCCACCGUGUUCGGGUCCGGGAUCAGCGCCGGCGUCCUCGAGAGGGCGUUCGGGCUCUCCCCGGCGGAGCUCCGCCGGCUCGAGAAGAGGUUCGGCCCGCCCAAGACCAAGCUGUCAGAGAUGGACGAUUAGGUAGUUAGUUAAUCAGCUGGUGAAGUGGUGAUCAGAUCAGCCAUUGUGGUGGCGCAUGGUUAAUUACUAGUUUUGAAUUGUUAAUGUGAUGAUGUUGUAGUAUGAUAUGAAUUAUUUGGCGGUGGUUGUGGUGGAUCGAUAUUGUGAUAUAGACUUGAAUGAUUAGAGGCUUUUGAUUUGGAGGUGUAUGUUGGUACAGAUGGGCAGUUAGGUGUCACACUCGAUAGAGUGUGAAUUGUCUAUGACAUGUUUAUCUUAAACAAAUUGGUAAAGAAGAUCGACUUUUAGUUUGUUGUGCA